GCUAGUACAAAACUACUUGCCAGCUAUCCCAAACAACUCCAAGAACAAAUACUGGAUUAUCUUUUUUUGCCCAACUUUGGAGCUUCUCUGCAAAUUUUGAAAGUUGAAAUUGGUGGAGAUGUUCAGAGUACUGAUGGAUCAGAAGCAUCACACAUGCACACCGCUUGGGAAGAAAACUACUCCAGGGGAUACGAAUGGUGGCUGAUGGUAGAAGCGAAAAAGAGAAAUCCAGAUAUCAAACUUUAUGCUCUGGCGUGGGGUUUUCCUGGAUGGAUUUCACCGGACAAAUCUAAUCCGUACAAAAAUUCUUCGGUCCUGGCUGAUUAUAUUGUCAAAUGGAUAGCUGGAGCUAGGACAUACUACAGUCUGGAAAUUGAUUUCAUAGGGAUAUGGAAUGAAAGAGACUAUAACAUAGGUUAUAUUAAGACUUUAAGGGAUGUUCUUGAUCAAAGAGGAUUCUCAAAUGUCUUGAUCAUAGCUUCAGAUAAUGGGUGGGGAAUUGCCAGCGACGUUUUGAAGGAUCCUGAAUUAGCUUCAGAUGUAUAUGCUAUUGGAGCUCACUAUCCAGACACAUACUCAUCCACGGCAGCUCAGAAAACAGGACAUUUGCUGUGGGCUUCUGAAGAUUAUAGUACCUAUAAUGAUGAAGUUGGGGCCGGGUGCUGGGCAAGGACUCUCAAUCAGAACUAUGUAAAUGGUCUUAUGACAGCUACCAUUUCAUGGAGUUUGAUUGCUAGCUACUAUGAGGGUCUUCCUUUCUACAGAGAUGGGUUGAUGACGGCUGCUGAACCAUGGAGUGGACAUUAUGUUGUCAACAGCCCUAUUUGGGUUUCAGCACAUACAACUCAGUUUACUUCAUUUGGAUGGAAAUAUCUUCAACAUGGCAGUGGUGUCGGCAAACUGCCGCAGGGAGGCUCCUAUGUUGGUCUUGUCAAUCCGACUGUAGGAGAUCUUACAAUUAUUAUAGAAACUAUGACUCAUGCUCACUCACACUGCGUGUAUUCUAGAAUACCAGCUUAUACUGUGUUACCACAGAAUAUAACAAUAGUUCUUGGAGGUCGCUUUGCCAGCGUUUCCAAGCUUUAUGUUUGGUACAGCCAACUAAGUUUUAACAGUACUCUGGACAGUAUGUUUGUUAACAAAGGAGCAGUUGAGGUUGUAAAUGGUUCAGUACAGCUCAGCCUAGGAUUGGAUGAGAUGUACACGCUGACCACAGUAUCUACAGGAUUGAAAGGAUCUUACCCGCCACCCCCCGAAUCCAGACCAUUUCCUCUGCCUUACAGUGAUGACUUUGAAGGUUACAGUUUACAUCAAGAACCCAGCAACCUUGCCCAGCAACUUGGUUCUUUUGAAGUUCUUCAAUCUGGUCACAAUCAGUUCCUUAGGCAGAUGGCUUUGAGCACACCAAUUACAUGGUGCGGGGAAGAUAAAAUGGACAAAACUCUCAACAUUAUUGGUAACAGUACAUGGCAGGAUAUACUUAUCGAGGUAGACUUUGAGUUUCCCGUCGUGAAUGCUACAACCGGUGUGUUUGUGGCAGCUCGUGUAAAUCAAGCUCAGUGUAGUAAAGAUGCAGCUUCUGGCAUUUACCUCUUUGUAACUCCAGAAUACAACUUCAUCCUUGCUAGUAAUAUAGCUAGGACUGCAGUAAUAACUACAGGCACUUUGCCACAUGGUGGAGGUUGGCACAGGUUAUCUCUCUUUGUCCAGAACCAGACGGCAUAUCUGGCUUAUGAUGAACAGCCUCUUGUAAUUGUUGCUGGCAUUCCAAAAACUCCUUUGUCUGGAUUUGUUGGAAUAGGGACGGAUAACUAUGGCCUUGCAGAUUUUGACAACCUGCAUAUUGCCGGUAAUGAGGAUGGAAUCAAACAAAUGAAAAAAUACUUCAAUCAGCCUUUACCACGGCCACUUUACUUUCGUCCAGAACAUCAGUAA
Messenger RNA from Candidula unifasciata, 1935 nucleotides. Lineage: Eukaryota; Metazoa; Mollusca; Gastropoda; Stylommatophora; Geomitridae. The record is from the annotation of a GenBank genome assembly.